GCAUAAUGUAAUUAUGGGGUAAAAUACUUCCGGAUAAGGGCAAUGCAUUUAUCCAAGGUUUCUGACGGCUUACCUUUGAGCAGAAGAAUGCCGCAUUAAUGCAGUCAAACUUAACCCUGUUCAACCCACCUGGUGUCAUCGCCAACAAUCGACCAGUUAAUUAAACAAGGUCUGUGGGCGCUCUUCUGAUUUCGCUCUUUGUCAUCUUAACAUCCUCUCGUCUCUGGAAUCCGGCUCGAUCUUUUCCAGAUGGGGUCCAUCGUCCUACCCCAUCUCAGCACCGGCUGGCAUGUCGACCAGGCCAUCCUAUCCGAAACAGAACGCGUUGUCGCGAUUCGCUUCGGCCGCGACCACGAUCCCGACUGCAUGCGACAGGACGAAGUCUUGUACCGUAUCGCGGACAAGGUGAAGAAUUUCUGCGUCAUCUACGUCUGCGACAUCGACCAAGUCCCCGAUUUCAACCAGAUGUACGAGCUUUACGACCCGUGCACCAUCAUGUUCUUCUUCCGCAACAAACACAUCAUGUGCGAUCUGGGCACGGGAAACAACAACAAGCUAAACUUUGUCCUCGAAGACAAGCAAGAGCUGAUCGACAUCGUCGAGACCGUGUAUAAGGGCGCCAAGAAGGGUCGCGGUCUGGUGGUUAGCCCCAAGGACUACUCUACCCGCUACCGGUACUAAUCCGGGCUGCGCCUCUACGCUUAAAAAAAAAACAUCGGGCCCCCUCUCGAUCUUCAUCCCGUGCCCCCCCUAGCUUGUCGGCUCGCAACUGGG
This is a messenger RNA of Durotheca rogersii, 774 nucleotides long. RefSeq names its product mitosis protein dim1. The transcript has 3 exons. Lineage: Eukaryota; Fungi; Ascomycota; Sordariomycetes; Xylariales; Xylariaceae. Gene Ontology annotation, biological process: mRNA splicing, via spliceosome. Bases 250 to 681 code for a protein of 143 amino acids. Gene Ontology annotation, cellular component: spliceosomal complex; U5 snRNP; U4/U6 x U5 tri-snRNP complex. The record is from RefSeq and is a predicted model, not a curated record.